Molecule: messenger RNA, 1855 nt
Organism: Quercus lobata
Lineage: Eukaryota; Viridiplantae; Streptophyta; Magnoliopsida; Fagales; Fagaceae
Product: cell division control protein 6 homolog B-like
Exons: 17
Coding region: 74-1609 (511 amino acids)
Biological process (GO): mitotic DNA replication checkpoint signaling; DNA replication initiation; cell division
Cellular component (GO): nucleus
Molecular function (GO): ATP hydrolysis activity; DNA replication origin binding
Source: RefSeq, a predicted model, not a curated record
UCAUUUUAUUGUACUUAUCCCCAACCCCACUUCUCCAUAACCCUCCGAUCCUCUAAAACUCCUCCUCCUAACAAUGCCUGCCAUCAUGGCCGUCAAACCCGACUCCGCCCGAUCCAACCCCGACUCCACUCCCCACAAGCGGAGACUCAGAUCCGAUACCACGGCGGCGCAGGAUUCCCCCAUUUCAACUCCGGUCAAAUGGAAAUCUCCUCGCACUUGCACCACUUCCAGCCCAAAGACUCCCAUAUCUAGAGUUGAGAGAGAUUGUAGUGAAAAUAUUACGAAAUCUCACAAAUCUCCAAUCAAGAAAUUGUCCGAUUCUUUACCUCCAAAACAGAAAUGGAAUCCCCUAGAUUCCGAGCAGAUGAAGGCAGUUAAGGAGGCAAUGCACGUGUCGAGUGCACCACCUAACAUUGUGUGCCGCGAAGGCGAACAGAAGAGGGUAUUGGAGUUUUGCCAGGCGUGUGUAGAGCAAGAGAAGGCUGGGAGUUUAUACGUGUGUGGGUGUCCCGGGACCGGGAAAUCUUUGUCGAUGGAGAAGGUGAAACAGCUCUUGUUUCAUUGGGCUAAUGAGGCGGGGCAUCAGCAACCGAAUGUGUUAACCAUAAAUUGUACUUCACUAGCAAAAACAUCAGAUAUUUUCGGCAAGAUAUUGGGUGAAAGCCAACCGCGAAAGAAAGUUAAUGGUGCUACCUCUCCCUUGCAACAUUUGCAGAACUUAUACUCUCAAAAGCCCCAGCCAUCUGGCAUGAAGAUGAUGCUGAUAAUUGCUGAUGAGUUGGACUAUUUGAUUACUAAAGACCGGGCCGUUCUUCAUGAUCUUUUCAUGCUUACAACAUUCCCAUUCUCCAGAUGUAUAUUGAUAGGAAUAGCUAAUGCCAUAGACCUAGCAGAUCGUUUUCUUCCAAAACUUCAGUCAUUAAAUUGCAAACCUAUGGUGGUAACUUUUCGAGCCUACUCUAAAGAUCAAAUCCUCAAGAUACUUCAUGAGAGGCUAAUGGAACUUCCUUAUACUGUCUUUCAACCUCAAGCAUUGGAACUCUGUGCCAGGAAAGUUGCUGCUGCAUCUGGAGAUAUGCGAAAAGCUCUUUGUGUUUGCAGGAGUGCAAUUGAGAUGGUAGAAGCAGAACUUAGAGAAUCUAGUAGCAACUUCAGUUCGUCAAUAGUAGAGAAAGCAUUCCUUGAACAACAGAGAGCUACAGCUCCUGAUGUUUUAGGAAAACAAGAAAUAGAUGUUGUGAGGCUUGAUUAUAUGGUUGUUGCUUUGUCAAAGACUUAUAAAUCACCAAUAGUGGAUACUAUACAAUCUCUUCCACAACAUCAACAGAUUUUACUUUGCUCUGCUGUGAAACUUUUCCGUGGGGGAAAGAAAGAUACAACCGUGGGAGAGCUAAAUAAAUUUUAUAUGGAGAUCUGCAAAUCAGCACUUAUCCCACCUGUUGGGAUUUUGGAACUUUCAAGUAUAUGCAGAGUGCUAAGUGACCAGGGGCUUCUCAAACUAGGUCAAUCUCGAGAAGAUAAAUCAAAAAGAGUGACAUUGUGUGUAGAUGAAGCAGACAUCAGUUUUGCGUUGCAGGGGAUCCGAUUCUUUCGCAACUGUCUUCAGUAAUUGUGCUCCAAAGCAUAUGUAUUUGUGAUUCUUCUUAAGCUUGCUAAUGGUCGCUUCCCUUUUCCCUGAUCACCAUUCCAAACAAAAAGACAUCAGAGCUUGGCGAGCAUGAUGAAAAAAGUUGCGGGGCUUGUUGAUUAAAACAUACUAAGAACUGAUGCGCAUAUAUAAUUUUCCAGCCUAAAGUUAAGCAUUGUUUUAGAAAAAAAUAAUAAUAAAGAAAAAAAGCAGAAAAAAAAAAAAAAA